Hordeum vulgare subsp. vulgare (domesticated barley) is the source of this 1213-nucleotide messenger RNA. RefSeq names its product secreted RxLR effector protein 161-like. The record is from RefSeq and is a predicted model, not a curated record. The coding region runs from base 1 to 723 and encodes 240 amino acids. The transcript has a single exon. NCBI's taxonomy places the organism in Eukaryota, Viridiplantae, Streptophyta, Magnoliopsida, Poales, Poaceae.
AUGAAGCCUCGAUUUAUACUAAGCAAGGACAGUGAAGCACAUGCGGUUGAUGCAACGGAAUAUAGAAGUGUGGUCCGAAAGUUGAGGUAUCUCACAAAUAAAAGACCGGACUUGGCCUAUUCUGUUGGCAUAGUGAGUCGCUUCAUGGAAGCACCCACGAUGAAAUAUUGUGUAGCUGUGAAAAAUAUACUCGGGUACAUCAAAGGAACAAUAAACUUUGGUUGUGUCUAUUUGAGAGAGAAGAAGGAGAUGCUGGAGCUACUGGGCUACAGUGAUAGCGACAUGUCAGGAGAUGUGGACGACCGUAAAAGUACCUCGGACGUGGUAUAUUUCUUGGGAGGAAAUAUAGUGAGUUGGCUAUUACAAAAGUUGAAAUUGGUCGCAUUAUCCUCACGUGAAGAAGAGUAUAUUGCAGCUGCAACCGCGGUGUUUCAAGGUGUGUGUCUAGGAAGGCUACUCAGUGACCUCACAGGUAAGGAACGAGUGGUGCACAACGUUGACGACAAGUCUACAAUCUCUCUGUGGAAGAAUCCAGUGCGUCAUGAUAGAUGCACAGACAUCGAUACGAGGUAUUGGUACCUACGGGGGUGCGUGAAAGAAAGCAAGAUUGACGUCAACUACAUUUGCACUGACGACCAGCUUGCAGAUACCCUGACCAAAUCUUCGGGACGACAGAAGUUUACGGAGAUGCGGGGAAGGAUCGGCGUCCAAGCUGUGAAGUGAGGACAUCGUGUUUAGGGGGAUGAUUGUUAGAAUUAACCACGAUAGCCUUGUCCGGCUCGGACAGGUACAAUCACCAUGUAAAUUAGGACUCGUAUUGCUAGCUAUUGCUGCUAUAUAUAUGCGUGUAAUCUACCCUGUAAACUCAGAUCAAAAGAGCAAUAGAUCAAUAGGACCGACAAGGCCCUGCUUUAGCCAUCAAAUUCCUCUCGUGUUGUCGCGUGUGUGCGUGUUUAGUAUCCGGCGAGAUUAACGUGUCUAGGCAUAAUCAGCUAGCAAAUACGUGAUAGCUAGCUAGCAUUGAGAAAUCGAUCCAGCAGCUUCCUAGGCUGCUUUGGUGUAUACGUCCACAUCGUUUAGGUCUACAUCUCCAACCGAUUAGCUUCGGCAAGCUUGGAAAGUACUCGAACUAGUCUCGUACGUCGUGUAUCGUCGGAAAGUACUUGGCUACAUCGGUGUCGAGGUCGGGCCUGUGCUAACACCUAGGUCGUUA